AUGAAAGCUGACAAUAUUAGUAUACAUUUGACUAUCGCCACAUUUAUUUUCUUUGUGUCGUGGACCGCUGCUAUUGACAUUCCAAAUGGAGAUCUAAACAAAUCAAACAAGUCGAUAACGGAUGAUUAUGAAACCACGUUGCUAUUGGAUGAUGACGAGGAUGACGAAGAUGAUAAAUUCACGGAUUAUCCAACAAAACCUAACACAAAAAUGUUUAACGCUGGUGUUACUUAUAGGACUGAAACGGAAUUGAUAUGUCGACCGCCGUUCAAGUACGACGGCCAAACGUUAUCGCACUGUUACAACGAUCGGCACUGCAAGUUGUACGGCGACUGUUGUAGGGACAGUAAGUUUUAUGACGAGCCAGGGCAGACUGUGGCCAUCACCGGCAGCGUGUACAACAACAGCCGGUACGGGUGUUACAAUAAGCACGGCUUGGACUCGGUGCAAGCGCUGUUGAUCGGCAGGUGUCCGCGUGUGGCUUCACUAGCUGAACGUGACAAGUGUGAGCGGCGCGACGAUGAUUUCAUAUCCACCUACCCCGUGUCAAGCAGUGACGGGACACACACAUAUAAGAACGUCUGGUGCGCGUUGUGUCACGGAGAACGUCGGCGGGUCGUUUACUGGAAACCUUUAUUCGACUGUUACGGGCACGACAAACGGGUGUUACCGGUACAGGUUCGGCUGGAGAACGCGUCCGACCACACACUGUUGUACCGAGACGGCAAGUGGUACUACGCCGACUACAAAAACAGGACGUUAUUCUCGUGUGACUACAAGAUCCGGCCACCGGACUCGAUCGCCACUCCACCAUUGCGCCCGUGCGUCGGCGAAGGAUCCGCUGAAGGUAUCGUGGACGGCUGUCCCGUCGGCACGCCGACCGCCAUGGCAUUGGCGUGCGCGUCACACACAUACACCCUUUUCGAGUACCAGUCAAGCGGUGACCGGGGCAGGCGCGUGUUCCGAAACGCCGACUGCGCCCGGUGCAACGGCUUGACCAUUAACCAGUUGAUGUGCGAACCACCGGCGCCGCCGUUACUCACACCGUUUAUAGGGUUCGGGUCGUUGUUUGCGGUCAGCAGGACCGGCGAACGGCGAAACCCUUGCGCUCCAGACGAGAUUUACGACGUUGCCGCUGUCAAGUGCAGGAACGUGAUUCAGGAAGAGCUGUCGGGCGCGUGCUUGACGUUCGUGACGUUUGGCCAAGGCGAAUACGACGGACGGACCUUGAGCAACGGGACGGUGUACGUGUACGCGUACAAGAAACGCGUCCGAUACAGAACGGGAGACCGGCCGACGGUCGGUGCCAAGGGCGGCGGGUCUCUACUACAGGUGUGCACCGAGGACGCGGACGGGCUGCUCAAACCGUACGAACAAUCAACGUACGCGGGGUACCUGUCGUACGCGGGCGUGGUUGGAUCGUGCGUGUCUGCCGCCGCGCUGGUCGCGCAUCUCGUGCUGUUCGGAUGCUGUGGAUGUUGUACGGGCGCUGAGCCAAAGAACCUGCCCGAAAAGAAUCUGGCCAGUCUGUCUACGGGCUUGCUGUUGGGAUACGUGGGCUAUCUGUCCGUGGCUCUGCAAGCAGUGUCCCCGGGCAAUGGACUGCCGUGCCUGGUGUCCGCGCUCACCAUGCAGUUCGGUUUCCUGGCCGCUUUUGCGUGGAUGUUCGUUAUGUCGGCUGACGUUUGGAUCGUGCUGCACGCGUCCACGAAAAAACUCCGGGUGGCCGGCGGCCAGCGUCACGGCCGGUUCAUCGUCUAUUCGAUGUUUGCCUGGCUCGCGCCCGCCGCACUCACUGCACUGUCCGCCACCAUACAAUUGCAAUUGGCUCCUGGAUCGCUGUUCCCCGAGCUCCGGCCCAACUUCCAUUACGACUGCUGGUUCCGGAACCCACAGUCACUUGUCGCGCUGUUCGUGCUGCCGGCCGGAACCGCGAUCGCCGCCAACUACGUGUCGUUCUUUGGCGCUGUCCGCCUGAUCUCUACAUCGGACGAUGGGUUCAAGACGUCUGGCAGUGGAGGCCACUGCAGCAACGCUACCACCAUCAACCGGACGCGCAGGAAUCUCAAGAUCUACGUGCGCCUGUCGCUGAUGAUGGGCUUGGCGUGGGUGUUCGCGAUAGUCGGCGCAUUCACCGACAGCGACGUCGCCUGGACGCUCAACACGGCCCUCAACUCGCUGCAGGGCGCGUUCAUAUUCGUCGCGUUCGAUUGCAACCGUAUCACCGUGCAGAAGUUGGCCGUGUUCCGCAAACAACCAUCCGUGUCCGAUACUCAGACCACCACAGCGGCCACGCCGCUCAGUGCCUCGACUUAG
Macrosiphum euphorbiae (potato aphid) is the source of this 2316-nucleotide messenger RNA. Lineage: Eukaryota; Metazoa; Arthropoda; Insecta; Hemiptera; Aphididae. The record is from the annotation of a GenBank genome assembly.